CCUCCCCACUCCAUAUUAGCAGCGGCAGCGUUAUGUGUCGUGUUCACCCCAGACGGACAGAUCUCUGCCUUGAGCUCGGCUCUACCCCUACUUUUACAACAACACAAGACCUUAACCAUGGGACUCCAAGCAUCUCCCGGCCACUCUGAGCAUCGCGCCCCAAAUAAAGCGCUUUUCACUUGAGACGGAAACACAAGACUUGUUUUUUGGGACUGACUCACCUCCCCUUCCCCACAGAGUUUGAUUCAAAAGAGUUCACAACCAAGAUGGCCGCCGAUUCCAUGCAGGGUCACAUGGUUUCGGAGCGGCUGGGCCUGGGGCACAACCUUGACCUGUCUGAUACCAUGGUGCAGCAGAAGCUGGACGAAAUCAAGGAGCAGAUCAAGAGGGAGAUCCGCAAAGAGCUGAAAAUCAAAGAGGGCGUGGAGAACCUAAGAAAGGUCACCACGGAAAAAAAGAGACUGGCUUAUGUUGAUAAUAUGCUCAAAAAGUCCAACAAGAAGUUAGAAGAGCUGCAUCAAGAGCUGCAGGAACUCAACGCACACAUCGUGGUAAAGGAUCCAGAGGAUCUUCUUUUAGAAUGCCAGCUUACGUUGGACAGCCCUAAAAGUGAAGCUCGAACAUGCACUAGCAGCAGCAGACUAGCUGCCUUGAAAAAACAGAAUGACAUCGAAUUGAAGGUGAAGCAGGGGGCCGAGAACAUGAUCCAGAUGUAUUCAAACAGCUCCACUAAGGACAGAAAACUUCUUGCAACAGCACAGCAGAUGCUUCAAGACAGCAAAACCAAGAUCGAGUUUAUCAGAAUGCAGAUCCUGAAAGCCAGCCAAACCAGCGAGCUCAGCUUUGACAACAAGGAUGUUAUUGCCAAGCCCAUCAUCAGUCCACUGGACCUGCGGGUGGAGGAGCUCUGCCAUCACACACGGAUAGAGUAUGCCGUGGCGGAGGGAGCCAAAAAUGUCAUGAAGCUGCUAGGGUCCGGCAAACUGGCUGAGAAGAGAGCUCACUCUGAGGCUCAAGCCAGAUUCAAUGAAUCCAGUCAGAAGUUGGAUCUGUUGAAGUAUUCCCUGGAGCAAAGACUCAACGAGCUUCCUAAGAACCACCCUAAGAGCAGUCUGAUCAUGGAGGAGUUAUCUCUCAUGUCAUCUCCUGCCCUCAGUCCCCGACAGAGUUUUGUAUCCAUUCAGAACCAGCACAGCACUGUGAAGAACCAGUACAGCACCAAGCCAGCUGCACUCACAGGCAAGCUAGAGGUUCGACUCAUGGGAUGUCAGGACCUGUUAGAAAAUGUUCCCGGUCGGUCCAAAGCAACGUCGGUGCCACUGCCAGGCUGGAGUCCCAGUGAAACACGCUCAUCGUUCAUGAGUCGUGGGAACCGCAGCAGGGGAACCAGCGUUCGAAAUCUCUCCAAGAACGACGACUUGUCCAAUGAGAUUAGUGCUGUUCUGAAGCUCGACAACACAGUUGUUGGACAGACCACUUGGAAACCUGUCAGUAACCAGUCGUGGGAUCAGAAGCUUACAUUAGAGCUUGACAGGUCACGGGAGCUGGAGAUCUCAGUGUAUUGGAGAGAUUGGCGCUCUCUUUGUGCAGUGAAGUUUCUCAGACUGGAGGACUUCCUGGACAACCAGCGCCAUGGAAUGUGCCUUUACCUUGAGCCACAAGGGACUCUGUUUGCAGAGGUGACCUUUUUCAAUCCUGUCAUUGAGCGGAGAACCAAACUCCAGAGACAGAAGAAGAUUUUUUCAAAGCAACAAGGGAGAUCAUUUCUGCGGGCUCCUCAGAUGAGCAUUGGAACCUGGGGCCGACUAGUGAGGAGGGCCAUCCCCUCUCCAAACAACUCAUUUAGUCCUCACGUAGCAGAGUUGGUGGCUGAGACUGGACACAGCAGUUAUCCAGGAACCCCUGCUUUGAGGAGUGACCCAAUAGUGACAAAACUGGAUUUUGGCAUAGACACUACACCAAAGCAUUACUCCACUGCUAAUAUUAGAGAAGCACUGCCCGAAGACAAGAUCCCUGGCAAAGACAGAGAACAGGAUAUCUUGACUACAUUUGACUAUAGAAAUGAACGGAACAGCAUCAUUGUCCAGUCUAACCUAGAAGAAGUUGUUGAGCAUGAGACCCAGCCACUAAUAUCUGUUCAAAACAAAACCGACAUAAGGGAUGAUGAAGAGGAUGAAGAACAAUUUAAUUUCAGUCUGAAAGACUUUAAAUGUGUUGCAGUGUUAGGCCGGGGACAUUUUGGAAAGGUAUUACUUGCGGAAUACAGUAUCACAGGUGAAAUGUUUGCCAUCAAAGCUCUUAAAAAGGGAGAUAUCGUGGCUCGUGAUGAGGUCGAAAGCUUGAUGUGUGAGAAGAGGAUAUUUGAAACCGUGAACAGCGUUCGUCACCCAUUCCUGGUUAAUCUUUUCGCAUGUUUCCAAACCAAGGAGCAUGUGUGUUUUGUAAUGGAGUAUGCAGCAGGAGGAGAUCUGAUGAUGCACAUUCACGCAGAUGUGUUUUCAGAGCCACGGGCAACGUUUUACGCAGCGUGUGUUGUUUUGGGAUUACAGUUUUUACAUGAGCACAAGAUUGUAUACAGAGAUCUAAAGUUGGAUAACUUGCUCCUUGACACAGAGGGAUUUGUCAAGAUUGCUGAUUUUGGUCUUUGCAAAGAAGGAAUGGGUUACCAGGACAGAACAAGCACUUUCUGUGGAACUCCAGAGUUUUUGGCUCCAGAGGUUUUAACUGAAACGUCGUACACACGUGCGGUGGACUGGUGGGGGCUUGGUGUGCUCAUCUUUGAGAUGCUUGUUGGGGAGUCUCCAUUUCCCGGUGAUGAUGAGGAAGAGGUGUUUGACAGUAUUGUGAAUGAUGAGGUUCGCUACCCAAGAUUCCUCUCAACAGAGGCCAUUUCUGUUAUGAGAAGGCUGUUAAGGAGGAAUCCAGAGCGACGGCUUGGUGCUGGUGAACGUGAUGCAGAAGACGUGAAGAAACAUCUAUUCUUCCGAAAUAUGGACUGGGAUGGACUUUUAGCAAAGAAAGUGAAGCCACCUUUCGUACCUACAAUUCAAAGUUCCAGCGAUGUUAGUAACUUUGACGAUGAAUUUACCUCAGAGGCUCCAGUGCUGACACCUCCCAGAGAACCACGGCACUUAAACCAACAGGAGCAGGACUUGUUUGCGGACUUUGACUAUAUUGCAGACUGGUGUUAGCAACACCCCCUUCAUUCUUUACAGACAAAUGCAAAAAAAAAUGUGAAUUAGACAACUUUAGCCACUUGCAAAUGUCAUACCCUGUUAGUUUAGGAUCCCAUUUGCAUUUUAAGUCAAUGAAGAGACUUCUAUUUAAAAAGAACAAUUAUCUAUGAUUACCAUCUCCUUCACAUAUGGGCUAAUUUAUCAGAAAAUAUUACUGAUAGUUAUAGACGGCACUGAUAAUGAAAAAUGUCAAUGUCAAGAGGUUUUCAACUACGCUGGACUGUCAUACUGUACAGAGCUCAUUGAAUUGUUGAGCCAUGUGUUCAAGUACCUCUGCUUUCAAACGCCCCCUAGUGUUCUGGAUGUUACGUCCCCAUUAGUCUCAGAAUUUCUAGCUCAAAGAUUUUCAUUAGGUGUGCUUCAAGCAAGACCAUUGAUUUUUAUGCUUGUGUAUUUUAAGUAUUUACAAUUUGACUGGUUAAAACGAGUCUGUCAGAUGUUGAUGUUAAUUAUUUGUAAAGUAUUUUAAAGCCAUAGACUGAUGAAAGGUACCCAUCAUCAAAUAUUUGUACCUCAUCAAAUUGAAUGUAAAAUGCACCAUCACUACCAAAACAGACAUAACCUCUAAAUAGUUUUAUGCAAAUGAGUCUUUUCCCCACUUGUAUAGUAUUAAUCCAAAUGACUCUUUAUGGUCAAGCUGCAGUGAAAACUACAAUUUUUAAAUAGUUGUAUGAUUAUUGCACAGUGAUGAAGAAGCAUGUUUUAGUUACGAGACUUAGAAGGGACAGUUCACCCAGAAAUCACAUUUACUUUGUAAUUCACUGUAAUUUCCAAACCGGUAUGACUCGUGAAGAUAUUUUGGUUUCACUGACUUCCAUAGUAUGGACACAAAACCACUGACAUUUCUCAAAGUAUCUUCUUUUGUGUCAUAUACAGGUGAGUGACGUGUGAAAAAAGGCCCCGUCUACAUAAACACUUAUAUUUAAAAAGAAACUCUGCCUUUUCUAUGUGGUUCGGCCAUUCGUCCACAAGCAAAAGCAGUAUUAGGUCACGAAAACGUAACCUUCUUCAUAACUACUUGCCCUGGGUGAGAAUUAGUUAAAAAAUAUAACACUGAAUUCGGAAUUGCUUCUGGACCAGUGUUUACAUAUGAAGUGGUCUAUAAAUAUAGCCAUGUAUGUGUGUGUGGAACUGUCCCUUUAAGCUUUUUUUGUGACAGGCAAUCAUGUUACCUCAUUAGUUGAUUUAGGGCUAUUUGUGGCUGACAACCAGUGGAAAAAGGCAUAAACGACUGGAUCAUUGCAAAACACCAAAUAUUAAAAUGAAAUACUAACAACUAGA
Messenger RNA from Triplophysa dalaica, 4517 nucleotides. RefSeq names its product protein kinase N2a (gene pkn2a). Gene Ontology annotation, molecular function: small GTPase binding; protein serine/threonine kinase activity; ATP binding. NCBI's taxonomy places the organism in Eukaryota, Metazoa, Chordata, Actinopteri, Cypriniformes, Nemacheilidae. Bases 267 to 3191 code for a protein of 974 amino acids. The transcript has 22 exons. The record is from RefSeq and is a predicted model, not a curated record. Gene Ontology annotation, biological process: signal transduction; protein phosphorylation.